GCCAGCGUGCAGCGCGCCGCGCGCCGUGUGUCUGCCGUGCUCUCUGCCUCCGGACGCCGUACACCUGCUACCAGAGAUGUCGACCCGGCGCCACACCGGCUGGCCACGCCCGCCCACUUCCGGGUCCGAGCGCUGCGCUGGCGCCAACGGGAUGUUGCCGCAGCCACUCGGUCCGCACUCAGAUGAUGGAUGCAAUAGAUUUGGCACGGCUUAGAGCAGCUCGACAUGAUUUGAGGGACAACUUGGUAUUUGACCACAUUGCUGCAGAGCUGCUGCAGGAAGGUGUCUUGGAUCGAGAUGAGUACCAGAGGGUUAAUUCUGCACCUUGCGAUGCUGAAAGGGUAGACCGGUUGCUGGAUUUGUUGCCUGAAAAGGGAAGCGAAGCAUUCAGAAGUUUCAUUAAUGCUCUCGAACACGAUUAUCCGUGGCUGGUUGAUGCUCUGCUGAAAGAUCCACAGGCAACUGAUGGAGUUAGACAAGAAACAGAUCUUUGCCUGCAGGACCAAAACAACACAGUUAAUGAGGAUGACAAAAGAAAUAUUUCUGAAAGAAAAUUUGACUCAGAUAAUACUAAAAAGUCUGAGAAGAAAAACACUGAAAAUACAAAAGAUGAUGACCGUGAGUUGACAACAGAAAUGAUGAAUGUUGUCAGAAGAAACUAUAGAGCAGCUCAAGGAUGGACGAGUUUAGCACAUACAUUAGGUCUUACAAAAUGCAUUAAUAAUAUUCGUAUGCGUGUUCUUGUUUAUGGAGAAAACAGUGAUGUAUGUGUCCAGUACCUUUUGGAAGAAUGGGUAGGAUUGAAGCCUAAGGAAGCAAAACUGAAUAAAUUGAUAUCUGCACUCAGGGAGGAAGGAUUCAAUGAUGUUGCAGAUUAUUUGGAAGCCAAUUACUUAUAGAGGAAGAAUAAGUGGAUGACACUGAUGGUACCUCAUUUCACUGGAUAAGGAACAAAUCAUUUAAAUGACAUCACUUCCUGCAGCUCCUGUAUCAUCAUAAGUCCCCUUUGUGACUGAAACAUUUCGCUAUAUGGUGCCUUAGAAAGUAUUAUAAAAAUGGUUUAUUACUUAUUAUAGCAUCACAUAGAACUUUAUUAAAAGCAAUGAUUGCAUCAAUCAUUUAUGUAUAAAAAUGUGUACUGUGUUAUAUUCUGUGUUUUGUGUUCAAAAACAAAUGUGGAUCGCUCAAAAAAUACUGUUAGAACUGAUUUUUCAUUGUAGCACACUAGCAUAAACUGUGAAUGCCAUAUAUAGUGAUAUUUUUUAAAAAUUGAAUUUUAAAGAUCUGUUGAAAAGUGAUAUUUUAAUUUUUGUACUGUUGGUUAAUAGUAUCAAAAGAAUUGUUUGUUUGUCAUAAUGUGAGACGAGGCUCUCAGUUGAGGAAAUUGAAUAGAAAACAGAACACAUUUGAAGAAAACCUUGCUAUCUACUAUCUUCUCAUGGAUUUACAGUGCACUGAGUGUGUAUGUGGAGGGAUUGUGUCUCUCAGAAGUAAGUCUGUAAAGAAAUAAUGGAAUGAGGGAAACAUUCACAAUGUUUUGGUCUCUGGCUCUUAACUGAUGGACUGUUUUUAAUUAUAUUGCUAGACAGGAGCAAUGCCACAAAGGGCUGCAUCUUGUGAUUGCUUUUACGAUUCAAGUCAAAUGCUGAUGAAAAUUCUUAACAGAUUGUAUUGGUUCUGCCUUGCAUAGAUUCAACUACAAAUUUCAGCAUAAAAUGAUGAUACUAUUUUGGUUAAGAAUUUAGGAGUAUAGCACUUCAGGGAUGAUUUCAGAAAGGAAAAUAUUUUAUGAAGUGAACACGUCAGUAGCCUGCUUGUACAGCAUAUUUUCUAUUUUUAUUAUCUAAUAAGAUAGAUUUAAAAAAAAAAAAGUCUACACGUGAAGUGGUGGUAGGAAUAAAACACAUAAGAAA
This is a messenger RNA of Schistocerca piceifrons (Central American locust), 1913 nucleotides long. RefSeq lists its product as uncharacterized. Gene Ontology annotation, biological process: signal transduction; regulation of apoptotic process. The coding region runs from base 183 to 899 and encodes 238 amino acids. The transcript is spliced from 4 exons. NCBI's taxonomy places the organism in Eukaryota, Metazoa, Arthropoda, Insecta, Orthoptera, Acrididae. Gene Ontology annotation, molecular function: protease binding; death domain binding. The record is from RefSeq and is a predicted model, not a curated record.